CUAAAAACUCAAAUUAAUUAGCUACUUGUAGCUGAAAAACCACUAAAAACCACUAAAACCACUGAAAACCACUAAAAACCACUGAAUUCCGAUCUACCAUUUUGCUUGUUGAGAUCAGAUUUUUACUUUAUUUGCGACGCAGUUUGAAUGUUUAGCUUCAAUCUCGGUCUCUCUUCUGGCUUCCUAAGUACGCAAUGCCCAAUGCGUUUGUUUGUUUAUCUUCUCGCUAGGUCUCUCUCCUCUAAGUACGCAACACGUACCUACAUGGUCGCUCAGUCCAAUCCUCCUCCCAGUUGCUUGGAGAUCGUAGCUUCAGGACAACAUUCGUUCACGGUCAAUCAUGUCUUUAGAACCCAUGGAGGACAGGUUUUCUAUCGUUCUCUCAAGACUAGAAAGAAUCGAAGCUUCUCUGUCAGGACUUGAAGAUGUUAAGAAACUUCUGGGGGAAAUCGAAGAUAACACUCAUCCCGACGGAGACAACAAGUGUGAUUUCCGUCACAACAACACGGAGAAGGUUACUGUGGAGAUUAGAACUAGCAUCAUAUCUGUUGGUGACAUUGAUACAGUUGGCCAGCAGUUUAAAUGUGACCUCUAUCUUUCUGCAACCUGGCAAGAGCCACAACUGCAGGGAAGAAGUCCAACAGAGGAUAUAAAAUGGCAUAAUGAAUGGCACCCUAGGAUUGUGUUUUUCAAUGCCCUGGAAAUUGAAAAGAUGGAGAAGAAUCAUUAUUUAUUUUAUGAGCCAGGAAAUGAAAUACCAUUUGCUAUGGAGACAUACAGAAUAAAAGGCAAUUUUAGAGAAAAUCUGGAGCUGUGGGAUUUCCCACUGGAUUAUCAGGUUUUGUAUAUUAAUCUGUUCACUUCAUGUAUUUGCGUUGUUGCAUUAUUACACCUUUCAAUAAAAUGUGAACUCUGCUCAUUGCUCGGUGAAUGUUUCUGUGUUUCACUGCCAUCAACUCAUUUAGCAGACCUCUCGGCAGAAUUUGAAAAAGACCUGAGAAAGGCAGACACAAUACGACCAGAGACCUUCACUGCUGAUCAAGAGUGGUACUUAUGCAGGCAUGUGGUCACAGAAGCAACAAGUACUGUGAAAACAGAGGGAAGCAGUGCAAAUGACUAUCCACUCUACCACAUUAAGUGUCACGUCAAGAGAAAGAAUGGUUACUACCUCUGGAAUAUUGCUAUGAUUAUUUUUCUUAUUGAUAUCCUGUCAUUUUGUUCAUUUUCUGUGGAAAUCUCCUCACCUUCUGAUCGACUGAGUGUCACCCUUACACUUCUGUUAACAGCAGUUGCUUUCAAGUUCGUUGUUUCACAGAGUUUGCCGACAAUUUCAUACCUGACUUUACUGGACAAGUACGUUUUGUCUGGCCUAGUGUUCUUGUGCUGCAUGGCUAUUGAAAAUGCCGUUGCCGCUUCAAUUCCGGACCCGGACACGCAAAAAAGUUUUGAUCGAAUUUCGCUCUAUUUUGGUAUCGGUUGCUUUCUUGUCAUCCACAUUGUGGCCGUGGCGUUUGUGAUUACAAAGGUGAGAUCCUUUAGCACUGCUUGGCUUCUCAUUUUCCUUGAUGUAUGAUUAGAAAUUCAAGUUUUUAUGCGGACUGCGCGGGGCCCCCAAAAAAAUUCGGACGAUUUUAUUUUCGGACAAAAACAGUGUCUGAAAAGAAAACCGUCCGAAAUUUUAAGCGUCCGAAACAUUUAACGUACAGUAUGAAAUUUUUAAGUAGCUCAAAAGCUCUUAGUUUCAUUUAUGGAGCGAACUCUAGUCGAGAUACUACUUGAGAUAUGUAACAGCUUGGUAGAAUUUGUGUUAUUUUAUCUUUGGUAUAUCUCUAAAACCUUGA
Molecule: messenger RNA, 1841 nt
Organism: Orbicella faveolata
Lineage: Eukaryota; Metazoa; Cnidaria; Anthozoa; Scleractinia; Merulinidae
Biological process (GO): monoatomic ion transmembrane transport
Cellular component (GO): membrane
Molecular function (GO): transmembrane signaling receptor activity; extracellular ligand-gated monoatomic ion channel activity
Source: RefSeq, a predicted model, not a curated record